GCCUGCAAAGCUCAAAGUGAUCAUUGAAUGCUCUAGGACUCCCCAUUUAAGCCAUGCCCCCUCCUGGAAAAAAUACACAGUUAUAUCCCUCAAUAUUUGUGAGGCUAAGUUGUUUUGUUUUGUUCUGACAUAUGCAUUAUUUAAAUUUCUAGUUUAUAAAAAAAUAAAAAAAAACAAAAAUGUCAAGAAAAUCAGCCUUCAGCGUUUACAAGGCACUUGAAGAAUUAAAGAAAGAAGAAAACUCAUCUAAUCCAGGUUCAUCAGAUGAUGAUCAGCCUGUUUUAAAGGGCAUAAGAAAGUUGGGUUCUACGCAAGACAUAAACAUAGCAAGCACUACUACUCCCAUACCGUCAGCAUUGUCAAAACGGGGCUUGAAAGGAGAAUCUCGAUUCAGUUCAAUUAGAAAAUCAUUACGUAAGAAAUCUCGUAAAGAGCCACAUCAUGAUGUUUCCUUGAAAAAACAAAGUACUAAAGAAAACAAGCUACAAAAGUCUGGUUCUGUCUUUCAAGCGUUUGACAGAUCUAAUUGGACUGAAAGCAUGCAAAGUUUGAACAGUUCAGCAUUAGAAGAAGCAUUUUUGCCAGAAGUUGUGAAGCAAAAAAAAGAACAGGAAGAACUUCAUGGACAAAUCUCAACCCAGAAAGAUCAACUACGAUCUAGCUCUGUUUCUGCAUUGGAAACUAAUGUAAAUAAGACACCAAGUAGAAAAAGAGCCAUGUCACAUACUGGUACAAUGGAGGAACCUACUCAAAAACCACCAAUUGCGAAGAAGGGAAGAGUGCAAGGAAAUAAAAAACCUGAAUCUCCCAAAACAAGUCAUAAAAUGCAUGAUAUGGAAAAAGAUUUGAAAAGUGCAGAGAAGUUGUUUUCUUGGGUAAUUGCUCCAAUAAAACCAGACCAGUUCUUUCUUGAUGUUUGGCAGAAAAAACCUCUCUUCAUAAAGAGAAGACAACCUAAAUACAACAAUGUUUGGUUCAGCUGCAAAGAAUUUGAUAAAAUAUUGAGACAGCAAAAUGUCCAGUUUACGAAGAAUUUAGACAUUGCUGUAUAUCGCAAUGGCGCACGCGAGACAUUGAACCCAAAUGGCAGAGCUUUUGCUCCUGUAGUGUGGAAGUUUUACCAGGAUGGAUGCUCAAUACGACUUUUAAAUCCACAGACUUUCUCCAAGAAUGUCUGGCAGCUGUCAUCAAAACUGCAAGAAUAUUUUGGUUGUUUUGUGGGAUCAAAUGUUUAUCUUACACCUCCUGGCUCACAGGGUUUUGCUCCCCAUUACGAUGACAUUGAAGCUUUUAUUAUUCAACUAGAAGGAAAGAAACACUGGAAACUCUAUGCAUCUAGGAAUGUAAAUGAAGUUUUACCAAGAUAUUCCAGCAAAAAUUUAUCACAAAAGGAGCUAGGUGAACCAAUCUUAGAUCGAAUUUUGGAACCUGGCGACACCUUGUAUUUUCCUCGUGGUGUAAUACAUCAAGCAGUUACGCCGGAAGAUUCACACUCUUUACACAUCACAUUGUCAUUUUAUCAAAAAUACUGCUGGAGUGAUUUCAUGGAAAAGUUACUCCCAGCAGCGUUACAAACAGCGAUAGAAGAAGAUGCAGAAUUUAGAAAGGGUUUGCCACUUGGAUUUCACAAUCAUGUUGGAGUAUCAUAUUCAGAGAAGCCAUCUAAUGAUCGCAAAUCUAUAAUGAAGAAUGUUGAGCAGUUGAUGAAAAAAUUAGUAUCGUACGUCUCGGUUGAUCAAGCUGCUGAUGAGCUUGUACUAGACCAAAUGGAAGAAUUCCUGCCGCCUUCUUUUACUUCAGAGGAAACUUCUUGCACGAUAUACGGUAGCGGUUGCUUCUGGGAAGAUGGCGAUGUGCGCGGCGAUGCUAAAUUGUCAUUGAGUUGUCACGUCCGUCUUGUCCGUCCUGGUAUCGUUAGGUUAGUUGCUUUGGACGAUGUUCUAGAAAUCCACCACACGAUGGAGAAUAGCCGUCAGUACAAAGAAACUACAUUGCAGAUGCUCCAAAUUCCACUUGAGAUGGCAGACGCUGCUGAAUAUCUUUUGUUCAGUUAUCCAGAGUACGUUCAAAUAAAGAAUGUCCCUCUUGAUGAUGAUGACGAAAAGUUAUCGCUUGCAUCAAAGUUUUAUUCGGCUGGAUUUCUGCGAACGAAAGAACCUCUUGUGCAAGACACUUCGAUGUGACAACAUACCGCACGCACUGUGUACUAACAUGGAGUGGUAAAAUCAACUGCUAGUCGAUAAUUUAAUGGUAAUUCUAUGCUAAAUUUAGCGAUGCGACAUCAAAGAACGAACCUGGUUUUGUAAUUGUUAAAAUGAUUGCAUGACUGCCGACAAAAGACGCUGCUUGGGGAUUUAUUUACUUCAGUAGUGCUGCAUCUCCUUAUCAUACUGUGUGUUUUGGAUGUGUUUAUUUGUUGCCAAUCGUUGGUGAAAUAAGAUAUGCUCAUUUCGUGAACAUGGAAGUGUGAAAUCAAUUUUUAAAUGAUAUUUAUAAAGUAUUUAAAUAUGGCUUUGUAACCUAAAUGAAUUAAAAAGGCAAGUUUGAUCAA
This is a messenger RNA of Hydractinia symbiolongicarpus, 2551 nucleotides long. Its product is annotated as ribosomal oxygenase 1-like. Gene Ontology annotation, cellular component: nucleolus. The transcript has 15 exons. Lineage: Eukaryota; Metazoa; Cnidaria; Hydrozoa; Anthoathecata; Hydractiniidae. Gene Ontology annotation, molecular function: histone H3K4 demethylase activity; histone H3K36 demethylase activity. The record is from RefSeq and is a predicted model, not a curated record. The coding region runs from base 180 to 2183 and encodes 667 amino acids.